This is a messenger RNA of Pieris brassicae (large cabbage white), 549 nucleotides long. RefSeq names its product histone H2B. The transcript has a single exon. NCBI's taxonomy places the organism in Eukaryota, Metazoa, Arthropoda, Insecta, Lepidoptera, Pieridae. The coding region runs from base 82 to 456 and encodes 124 amino acids. Gene Ontology annotation, molecular function: DNA binding; protein heterodimerization activity; structural constituent of chromatin. Gene Ontology annotation, cellular component: nucleosome. The record is from RefSeq and is a predicted model, not a curated record.
UCUCGUGUGGUGUGUGCAGUAGUCGAUACAUUCUCUCAACUCUCGCAUCUCGCAUCUCGCAUCUCGCAUCUCGCGUUCACUAUGCCACCAAAGACCAGCGGCAAGGCGGCCAAGAAGUCCGGCAAGGCACAGAAGAACAUAUCCAAAUCGGACAAAAAGAAAAAGAAGCACAAGAGGAAGGAGAGCUACGCCAUUUACAUCUACAAGGUGCUCAAGCAGGUGCACCCCGACACCGGUAUCUCUUCGAAGGCGAUGUCAAUCAUGAACUCGUUCGUGAACGACAUCUUCGAGAGGAUCGCGGCUGAGGCGUCUCGUCUCGCUCACUACAACAAGCGUUCGACGAUCACGUCCCGCGAGGUGCAGACCUCCGUGAGGCUCCUGCUGCCCGGCGAGCUCGCCAAGCACGCCGUCAGCGAGGGCACCAAGGCCGUCACCAAGUACACCAGCUCCAAGUGAGCGUCGCGGCGGGGUGGGACAACGGCGGUGACGUACGCAACGUAGGAGACGAACACGUCAUCCAGACGCCGCGUCGUCUCAGCGCCGGCGAUU